UGGCUGUGUUCGUGUGUCUGUGCUGAAAAGCUUUGAGAUUGCAGAGCUACUGUUCAGUCAACAGCAGACUUCAAGCUGCACACAGUCUCUACCACGCGCGAUGCCUUCUCCGAUCCCCGUGUCCCGCCUGCUGCCCCAAAACAUCUACCCCUGUCUGGACUUCGGGACGUGCAGUAGUCCGCUGACCAAACACUCCCACGGUUCCACCUUACAAGUCCCCGUACAGCGGCUCAAUGGCAGAGUCACCAGCCGGCUCUGGUCCUCUGUGAUCCACUGGAAGGAGCUGCGCUCCGUCCAGCCUGUGGGCUCCGGAGGAUUCGGCUCAGUCUACAAGGCGGAGUACCUCGGUGAGACCGUCGCACUGAAGAAAGUCAAGAAGUGGACCAAGAACAAGCUGGCAUCCCGGCAGAGCUUCUGGGCCGAACUGAACGCAGCACACCUGCGCCACAGAAACAUCGUGCGCGUCAUCGCGGCGACCACCUGCGUACCGGCGGAUUUUGGAGAUGAAAGCAGCAUCGGAACGAUACUGAUGGAGUUUGUGGGGAGCAGAAAUCUGCAGCAGAUCAUUUACGGAUGUGCUGAGCCGCUGGGGGAGAAUAGGUGGCUCAGGUACUCCACAGACAUUGUACAUGGCUUGCGGUUCCUUCAUUCCCACACCGUUGUGCAUCUGGACAUUAAACCAGCUAACGUGUUGGUGUCAAGUGAAGACGUCUGCAAAAUUGCCGAUUUUGGCUGUUCUUUGAAACUGGACCGUGGAUGUGAAGUGAGCGCUAUCAGCCCCCAUCUGAGCCACGUAGGCGGCACGUACACGCACAGAGCCCCGGAGCUGCUGAAAGGCGAGGGAGUGUCUCCGAAAGCGGAUAUCUUCUCUUUCGGGAUCACCUUGUGGCAGCUGAUCACCAGAGAACAGCCCUACACCGGCGACAGGCAGCACGUGCUCUACGCGGUUGUGGCGCACAACCUGCGACCGUCUGUUCAGAACCAUCCGGUGUUUCAGUCGGAGCAGGGUAGGGUGUAUAGGACUCUACUGAGCCAGUGCUGGAGCGGUGAGGGCCGCUGCAGACCCAGUUCCCAGGAGCUGCUGCCUCACCUGGAGCAGCUGCGCUCCCAGAUAUGAGUUUAUAUUAUAGCUGGUGUACAGAUAUAGGCCUUCUGACAGCUGUGAGUUUUAUAAAAUGGACAAGUUUAGGAACAUUUUAGUAGGUGCUCUUCUGCAGUGUCAACUUAACAGGAGGAAGCAGUGGACUACCCAUUUUCUUAUGGCCACCUUCAUGCCCAAUCCCUUUAACAAAGUAUACAAUUAAGUGUUCUUGUUUAUUGGCCAAAAUACAAUGUGCAUCACAAAUUUAAAUUACUAGACUACCAUAGAUGCCUACUUUUAAAUUUGGCACAUGUAAAACCCCACAACAAAGCAUUUCUUGUAAUAAAAACAGCUUUGAAAUUGUUUGUCAUUGCCUGACUGAUAGAUUUUUGGUUGCAAAAUAGUCUCCAACACACAAUACAAUUUUACUUGAGACUACAUGUGCCGAUUUGAAGUGGCUCCCAAUGACUAAGCAAUGACACUGUACAUUUGUUUUCUUGGCAGUGUGAGUGUCAUUAUUUCAGCCUAUUGGCAGAAGUUCAUUUGUUGAAAGAAAAUGGACCUUUUAAAAAUCUGUUUAUUUUAGUCCUGCACUGUUAACACGUCAUUGUUGUUUCAUUUGCCAACUCAAACCAUCCACACUUUGUUACUGUGAGUUCUAACUGACUUUGUUUUAGCAUUUUUUUCUUAAACUAAGGAAUCAAAAUGUGUUGUGAAUUUUAUUUGCCAUGAUGAGAUUGUAAUAUGACAUUUAAGUGUGAUGGGUUUUCAUUAAAAUUAUUUUUAUACUAUA
Messenger RNA from Siniperca chuatsi (mandarin fish), 1874 nucleotides. RefSeq names its product v-mos Moloney murine sarcoma viral oncogene homolog (gene mos). The record is from RefSeq and is a predicted model, not a curated record. Gene Ontology annotation, molecular function: protein kinase activity; ATP binding. Gene Ontology annotation, biological process: positive regulation of MAPK cascade; protein phosphorylation; negative regulation of metaphase/anaphase transition of meiotic cell cycle. Gene Ontology annotation, cellular component: cytoplasm. The coding region runs from base 101 to 1117 and encodes 338 amino acids. The transcript has a single exon. Lineage: Eukaryota; Metazoa; Chordata; Actinopteri; Centrarchiformes; Sinipercidae.